CUCAACUACUCAACCGCGUCACGGACCUCCUUGCUACUUGUAUUGCGCAGCAGGAGGAUAUCCAUUCGCUCGACCACACCAACCAGGUGCAACAACAGUCCAUGGACAAGAUGCUCCAGCACAUCCAGCAGCUGGAGCAGCAGCUUGCUACCGCCAACUCCGGCGCCGGUCCUUCCGACCUCGUCGACCGCGUCAACGUUUUGGAGAUUGACAUGGGAGUACUCAAGACCGGGGCGCAACAUGUUUGCACCGCCGCCGGCUACAGCUCGACGCCACGGGAAUCCAUUGUCAAAUUUGACGGGCUUCCGAUGUUCUGUGACUCAUCGAAGACGGACCCCAUACCGUGGUGGCGUCAGUUCGAACUCAAGCUGGACCUUCACCACGUGAUCGACACAAACAGGCAUGCAUAUCUGUACUCCCGUUCGGGAGGAGCGUGCCAAGCAUGGCUGGAUAACAUGCUGUCUGCACAUGCCUGUACAGUCACCGAACUGCACAAGUACAUCAGCUGGGCAGAUCUCACGGCGGCGUGGAAGAAGCGUUUCCAAGUCGAACCGCCGGAGCACCUCGCGAUGGACAAGUUGCUGACGUUUUCGCAGAACAAUCUGCCAAGCGGUGAUUGGAUUUCUGAGUUCCAACGCCUGGCUAGCACGCCCAAGUUGCCGAUGAACUUCGACGGCAUCAAGCUGUACUUCAUCAAGCGGCCGUGCCCGGCAUUGCAGAACGCAUUGACUCACGUCGCGGACACCCUCACCACAAGUGAGGAGCUCUUCAACAAGGCUGCGCAGAUCAUUGUCACGAAUCUGGCCGCCCGCAACACGAGCCCUUCGUCAUCUGCCGGCCAGGGCACKCAUCAGCAUCGGCCCAAGGUGGCCGUGGUCGCAGCAGCAACGCCUAGCGACCCUUCAACUUCUUCGAACGAGGCUGCUUCAUCUGAUCAGGGAGACAGACUAGCAGCUGCCCAGAAUGGUGGCCGCCCCGCCAAAGGACGAGGACGCGACAAGCCGAAGACAACCACCAAUACUUCUUCUGGGCCCGGACAGGCAGCUCAAGAACAAGGCCCUUGGACAACAUACGGUUUCCAAUUCUCAAGCACGGACUUGUCUUCCGACUCCCGGGUGGUGCGGUUGCUCGACGAAUUCGCCGACGUCUUCGAGUCACCUACCGGCGUGAUGCCGGAUCGGCCGAUCUCACACGAAAUCAUUCUUGAGGCCGGUGCCGUGCCGCCAAAAGGUUGCAUCUAUCGCAUGAGCGAGGAGGAACUUACAGUACUCCGCGCGCAGCUCGACGACUUAUUGGACAAAGGCUGGAUCCGGCCUAGUAGUUUACCCUACGGUGCGCUUGUUCUCUUCGUUCGGAAGAAGAACAAGGACCUUCGCUUAUGCAUCGAUUACCUCAAGCUCAAUGCGCAAACCGUCAAGAACGCGGGACCUCUUCCUCGUAUCGACGACCUCUUGGAGCGCUUGGGCGGCGCAAAGUUCUUCUCCAAACUGGACUUGAAGUCGGGAUACCAUCAAAUCUCGAUUUGGCCGCAAGAUCGCUACAAGACCGCGUUCAAGACACGGUAUGGGCACUUCGAGUGGGUCGUGAUGCCUUUCGGACUCACCAACGCCCCGGCGACUUUUCAAGCGGCGAUGACCAACGAGUUCCGCGCAAUGUUGGACCGGUUCGUGCUGGUCUACUUGGACGACAUUCUCGUCUAUAGCCGAACCUUGGAGGAACAUCUGGAUCAUCUUCGACGAGUGUUGGAGAGACUCCGGCGUGCCAAGUUCAAAGCCAACCGCGACCAGUGCGAGUUCGUGCGGUACUCGAAGAUCGCGGCUCACUUGACCAAGCUUCAAUGCGAGGACCGACCGUUUGACUUCGGGACGAACGCGCGGGAAUCAUUCUUGGCCCUCAAGGCCGCCUUGCUUUCCCCGGAGGUAUUGCGGAUUUACGACCCGCUCUUGCCAACACUCGUCACCACGGAUGCGUCUGGCUAUGGCAUUGGUGUCGUCCUCGAGCAACAUGACGACGUGGAUUGGCACCCGGUCGAAUACUUCAGCAAGAAGGUGCCGCCCGUGCACUCCAUUGAUGAUGCACGCAAGAAGGAACUUCUCGCCUUCGUUCACACACUCAAGCGAUGGCGACACUUCCUCCUCGGUCGACGCCAGUUCCGAUGGGUAACGGACAACAAUCCGUUGGUCUUCUACAAGUCUCAAGACACCGUCAACAGCACCAUCGCCCGUUGGAUGGCCUUCCUCGACCAAUUCGACUUCUUUCCCGAUCACAUUCCGGGGAAGUCGAACCGUUUCGCGGAUGCCCUUUCCCGACGUCCGGACCACUGCACCGCGGUCUACUCGACCUUCGAGAUCGAGGACGACUUGCGGGACGGCUUCAUCCGCGGCUAUCAAGCCGACCCCGAGUUUCGCGACAAGUACGCAAAUUGUUCCUCUCCCAAUCCGGCGCCGUCGCACUAUCGGAUCCAAGAGGGAUACUUGCUUCUUCACUCGCGGGGGAAGGAUCUACUUUGUGUGCCGCAAGAUUCACACUUGCGCACGUGGCUUCUUGGCGAGUUCCACGRCGCCCCCGCCACCGGACACUUUGGCGUCAAUCGCACGAUUGGCCGACUCCACGAGCGCUUUUGGUGGCCCGGUCUCCUCGACGACGUCACGCGCUACUGCAAGUCAUGCGAAGUUUGCCGACGUUGCAAACCUCGCAAUCAUCGUCCGUACGGCGAGUUGCGACCAUUACCGGUCCCCUUGCGCCGAAGCGAAGCGAUUGCCAUGGACAUUACCGGGCCGUUCCCCAAGCACAAGACGGGCAUGGAUGGGAUUCUCACGGUGGUUGACCGACUCACCAAGUUCGCCAUGUUUUUGCCUUGCCGUUACCAUGCCAAGGCACCGGAAUUGGCCGAGGUUCUCUACGCCGGUUGGAUUCGAACCAAGGGUUACCCCAAGGAAAUCGUUUGCGACCGCGACACUCGGUUCAUGUCCGACUUUUGGUUGGCGCUCAUCAAGCGAUGGGGCUCUUCCCUCAAGCCAAGUUCAGCUCGCCACCCCCAAACCGAUGGCCAAACGGAGAGGGCACAUCAGACCGCACAGGUCCUCCUUCGCACUCUCAUUCGUCCCGACCAAAAGGAUUGGGUCGAGCGGCUGCCGGAUGUUGAGUUGGCUUACAACUCGUCUAUCCAUCCGGCUAUCGGGAUGUCACCGUUCGAGCUUGAGCAUGGCUCGCCGGUCAACUCUCCGAUGGACACAAUCAUGCCACGGACGACCGAGAGCGACGACCACCUUCUCUUCAUUCAUCGGAUGCAAGAGCUUCUUGUCAAGGCACGCGAUCAGAUGUCGAAGACGCAGCAACGUAUGCGCCAACAGGCCAACCGCCAGCGUCUUCCUUGUCCAUUCCGUGACGGCGACCUCGUAUGGGUUUCCGCUGCGGAAUUCAGCCUCGAGCAAGAUAUCUCUCGCAAGCUCCUUCCGAAAUGGAUGGGGCCCUGGCCGAUCUUGGCACCCGCCGGCGACGCACCCGAAGGCCCUUCGUUUAUCAUUCAGGUGCCCGAACACUUGCCCGUCAACCCGGUCUUUCACUGUUCAAAGUUGGCUCCCUACACGCCAGCCGAACUUGACGACUUCCCCGGGCGACGAUCGCAAGACCCGCCCUCAAUGGACGGCUUCCAAGAGAUCGGCAACAUCAUAUCCCACCAACGACAUGGCAACAAACCGACCGAAUUCUUGGUUCACUUUGCAUAUUGCACGCAUAGAGCUGACCGAUGGCUGACUCGUGCGGAACUUCAAGCAACAGCGCCCGAUGCUCUCGCACGCUAUGAGCAGAAACUUAAAGGCAAGCCGGCACCUUCGGCUCCCCGACGCACACGCGUCCAAGUACCGCCUUCGGAUCGACAGCUUCGCCCCCGACCGGCUUGACUUUAUAAGUAGGGGGGGGUGUUACAUGCCGAGCCUGACACACG
Messenger RNA from Chara braunii, 3946 nucleotides. The record is from the annotation of a GenBank genome assembly. NCBI's taxonomy places the organism in Eukaryota, Viridiplantae, Streptophyta, Charophyceae, Charales, Characeae.